AUCUGUAGUUUAUAAUAAAAUACAUGAGAAAUGAAACAGCUACUCUGGAUAAUAUUGUGUGUCAUUUUUAUUGCUCGAACUACUGUAAUAUGUGGACUUUUACCAUUCCAAAACACAAAUCUUUCUUGGGAUGAGCGAGCAAAUGAUAUAGUUAAAAGGUUGACCUUAGAAGAGAUUCAAUCCCAUUUAACCGAAGGGGGAGGAAGUGGUCAUAGUCGUCUCCCACCUAUUCCUAGGCUAGGAAUCAAACCAUUUACCUUUGAUACUGAAUGUUUACACGGUGUUAAUAACAAUGCGACUGGCUUUCCUCAGUCGAUUGGCCUUGCUGCGACGUUUAAUCCAAAACUCCUCUAUGAAAUUGGAAACGUAAUAGGUCGAGAAGCCAGAGCUGGAUAUAAUAAAUAUAGCUCCAAAGGACAAUAUGGGGUAGAUCAGGGGAUGGUUUGUCUUACGCCGGUAAUAAAUAUCAUGCGUCAUCCCCUUUGGGGACGAAAUCAGGAAACGUAUGGAGAAGAUCCUUUCAUGAGUGGCGUUCUAGCUGAUAGAAUAGUUUCUGGUCUUCAAGGCCCAAAGGAAUACAAGUACAUGCAGGCUGCAACUGGUUGUAAGCAUUUUGACGCAUACACUGGACCAGAAACAAUACCAUCCUCGCGUUUUUCCUUCAACGCUAACAUUUCUGACACAGAUUUGCAUAUGACAUUUCUUCCUGCAUUUAAGAAGUGCGUAGACGCAGGAGCCGCCGCCCUUAUGUGCUCCUACAAUGCAAUCAACGGAAUACCAGCUUGCGCAAACCGGCGUCUCCUCACAGAUAUUCUCCGAAAACAAUGGAAUUUUAAGGGCUACGUUAUAAGCGAUAUGGGAGCAAUCAGUCACAUUUACGACUCUCACCAUUAUACAUCAACUCUGAUUGAUGCUGUUGCUGAAGCUAUGAAUGCCGGAACAAAUUUUAAUAUGCCUGGAGGAAAAUCGCCCUAUUCUCUUUUAAUUGAAGCUGUAGGAAGAGGCCUGAUUAAAGAAUCAACUGUCAGAGAAGCUAUCAAGCCUCUCUUUCUUACUAGAUUAAAAUUAGGGGAAUUUGAUCCCCCUGAAUAUAAUAUCUAUAAUACCUACAAAUUUGAUGAUAUUAUUCACAACCGUGCUCACACGAACACGGCUUUAUUGGCUGCUGUUCAGAGUUUUGUCCUUUUAAAAAAUAACCGGGAAGCUCUUCCCAUUCGAUCAAAACCUCGAAAGGUAGCUCUUAUCGGUCCUUUUGUCGACGAUGCCAACCAACAAUUUGGAUCGUAUGCAGCUCACGUAGAACCGAAAUAUACAACAACCCCUUGGACCGGUUUAAAAAAUCUAGGAAAACUUGUUACAAAAGCAGAAGGAUGUUUCGAUAUAGGAUGCCACAAGUACGAUUCCCUCACCAUAGCUUCAGCCGUUAAUGAUGCCGACUACAUUAUUGCUUGUAUGGGUUUGGGAAGUUGGGAAGGAGAGGGAAAUGAUAGAGCAAAUUUAGAACUCCCAGGAAAUCAAACUCGUCUUAUAAUGGAUGCCGCUAAAACUAGUCUGUUUCAUUCAAAUAGAGAAUAG
This is a messenger RNA of Dimorphilus gyrociliatus, 1575 nucleotides long. Lineage: Eukaryota; Metazoa; Annelida; Polychaeta; Dinophilidae. The record is from the annotation of a GenBank genome assembly.